AUGGCAUCUUCCACAUAUGUGAAUGAGAAUCGAUCUCACGACCAACAACAACAAGAACAGCAACAACAGGAAGAUUUUGAUGAUGAUGCUCAAGAUCAUGGCCCGACCACCACAUUCACCCAUACAACCUUUCACCCCGACCACAUCACCCUUUCAACUUUUCGCCGACUCUUGGGAUGCUAUUCGCACACAGUGCAGCAAGUACAUCGGAGCAAGGCCCUGGCGAAGGCCCAGACUGGAUCCAGAUCCAGGGCGAAAUCGGCCGCGGGGUCGUCUUUGGGUCGAAAAGGUGGGAAGAGGGUCCGUGUGUGGGGUGCGCUUUUACCGGGUUUUGAGAUUGAAGGGGGAGAUGAGGAGAUUCAGGAGCAGGUGGAUGCGUUUUGGGCGUUGGAUUGUUGGCGAUAUGUUGAGAUGCCGGGGGUUGUUGCGAAAUGGGUGCGUGAGGGUGGAUUGGAUGGGAAGAAGGAGGAUGGAGAGAGUGUCUUUGGGAAGGACGAGUUGGUUCGGGGCAUUGAGUGGAAGUUAAAACAUGGUGUCUAUCGCCCCACGCUCAUGGGCAUGGUCAAAUCCAAUUCCGACCACGUCGUGAGAAAAGCCAUCUCGACAGCUCUCACGGCUCUCCAGACCCUCCCGUCGACCAAAGAUCCCCUCUCAGACCCAGACGAAGCAUUCCCCAAGGACGGUCUCGAUGCCUUUGGACCCGUCCGUGGCGUUGGUGUAGCUACCGCUUCUUUAAUUCUGUCCAUCUUGACUGGUCCCGUUCCCGGCAGUCAAAGUUAUCCCAGUGGCAUGCGAGAAGUCCCCUUUUUCAGCGACGAUGUCUUUGUCUGGCUCUGUUUGGGGGAUUUUCCUGAACCUGCAGGGAAAGAAGGGAUAGAACAAGUCGAGGACGCUGACGAUGAUCGUCAUCCGUCGACUACUUCAUUACUGUCCGGCCUCCCCCGAUUCAAACGACCGAACAUCGAACUCAAGGCCAAGUAUAACAUGGCCGAGUAUCGUCAACUAUGGGAAUCAUGCUGGAGGUUGCAUGGGCGAUUGAAUCGCGCAGGCAAGGCAGAAGGGUCUUCUGCUGGGGAGAUGAUGAGGCAGGGGAUUUCUCAUCUGGAUAUUGAGAGAGUGGCGUUUGUGGUGCGCAAUAUUUCUGUUUCGGGAUUCUUUGGGGAGAAGCAGGUCGGUCCAGGUUCGAGUGGUGAUGGUGUUCUUUCAGGAGAUGAAUCUCAGGGACAGCGACAAAGACAGGGAAGGGUGGAAGAUGGUGAGACGAGGAGAGAAGUCCGGGACUUGCACACGGAGCAGAUGAAUGAAGGUGAGCAGAGGCUGACUCGGUCGAAGAGGGCUGUGACUGGGACUGAGACUGGGGAUGGGAGGAGAAGCUCAAAGAGGGUGAAGAGCAGAUGA
Penicillium oxalicum is the source of this 1398-nucleotide messenger RNA. RefSeq lists its product as uncharacterized. The record is from RefSeq and is a predicted model, not a curated record. The coding region runs from base 1 to 1398 and encodes 465 amino acids. NCBI's taxonomy places the organism in Eukaryota, Fungi, Ascomycota, Eurotiomycetes, Eurotiales, Aspergillaceae. The transcript has 2 exons.